Messenger RNA from Myotis brandtii (Brandt's bat), 2349 nucleotides. It is a transcript of the gene NDUFAF4, whose product is annotated as NADH dehydrogenase (ubiquinone) complex I, assembly factor 4. Gene Ontology annotation, cellular component: mitochondrion. The transcript is spliced from 3 exons. Bases 119 to 643 code for a protein of 174 amino acids. Lineage: Eukaryota; Metazoa; Chordata; Mammalia; Chiroptera; Vespertilionidae. The record is from RefSeq and is a predicted model, not a curated record. Gene Ontology annotation, biological process: mitochondrial respiratory chain complex I assembly.
CGCUCAGCUCCGUUCUCCGGAGCGAUCCCUGCCUUGCGCAUGCUCGGUGUGUCCCGAGGUCGCCCUUGCCGGGUUUCCCACGUGCAGCGUGAACCUGAGGGCAUCAUGCUGUGAAGAGAUGGGGGCCGCGGUGGUUCGCGCGAUCAGGAACUUCAACCUGGAGAACCGGGCGGCCCGCGAGAUCAGCAAGGUGAAGCCCUCUCCCGCCCCCAGGCACCCCUCCACCAAGAGCCUCCUGCUGGAGCAGAUGAGCGGCCAAGCGGAUAUUAAGGGAGAAAUUGGUAGGAAAGAUGACAAAUUGCUGUCAUUGCUGAGAGAUGUGUACGUUAAUUCCAGAGAUCCGGUGUCUUCUGCGCAGGACAAAGAUGCUGGAACACCUCAAGAGCCAAAGGAGUUCAGAUUGCCGAAAGGCAAUCAUUUUGACAUAAAUAUUGAGAACAUUCCCAAAGGCAAAGUUUCCAUUGUAGAGGCUUUGACACUUCUCAAUAAUCAUAAACUUUAUCCAGAUAAAUGGACUGCUGAGAAAAUAGCAGAAGAAUACCAUCUAGAACAGAAAGAUGUAAAUUCCGUUCUCAAAUAUUUCGUUACUUUUGAAGUCAAAAUCUUCCCUCCUGAAGACAAGAAAGCAAUUCAAUCAAAAUGAAGGAACUCUUGGAAUUACUUUUCCUAUCCCCAUGCCCUGUUUAUUUUCUCAUUUUUAGCAUAUUAAAUUAUAUAAAUUACUGAAUGUUUAAAGCUCCCUCCUUAUGAGUGCAUCCUAUUUAUUGACCUCUGCUGAUAGAAUAAAUUUUGUUUUCAACUUUAAUUUGGUUUAGGCAUGUAUGUAUUCGGGUGUAAUAUCAGCAUGACUAACUAACAGGUAUAUAAAUUUAUUGCACAUAAAAGAGUUAAUUUUAAGUGUUAUUUUAAGCAUAUCAGCAUUUAAGCUGGUCAUAUGACCUCUUAGGAAAUGUCCUGAAUCCCUUAUUUGACACUUAAAGUUUAACUUUCCAAUUCAGGUGGUUAGUUUAUUCUUCCUAUGGAAUAGUGAAAGUAAGAGCUUUCCUGACUCUUAUGACUGACAUUUUCUUGUUAGGGAAAGGGAGGCUUGACAGUGAGGUAGAACAACAGUAUUUCCCAACUAAAGGCGGACAGGAAACUGGAUACAAAACCAAUAGAAAAUACAUUUUUAUUACUACAGGGAAUAAGAAUUAGUAAGGCCUUUUUUAAAUUUUAUUUUGAAAUAACUUAAAAUUAUAAAAAAGAAUUAGUGUUUUAAAAUUUUAGCAAAUCUGUACUUUGACAAGCAAACAGGUAAGUCCAAGAGCUUUCAUAGAGGCAGGCAGUAGUGGAAGCUAUCUGAAAAAAGAAAAAAAGAAAACUUCUGGAUUUACUGUGAAAAUACAAGAAAAUUUUAAAGAAUGGUUAAAUCAAAGAACCAUGAUAAAUUUGGUGACCAAAUAUACAUACUUUCUCAUUUAAAUGCUGGUUGAAAGAAAAUAGCAAGUGGAAGCAUAAAAUGUGAUCAUUGGAAGGGACCUGGGAAAUUGUUGCUGCAUUUAACAAAUUUAUGAGCACAACACAUACUAGUACUGGGGUCUUGAGCAAAAUUGUAUUAAGUUCAACUCUGUUAUGUUAUUACAUGUGAGAUUUUGGCUGGAUUGUGUAACCUCUUUGAGAAUGAUUUCCUCUAUAAAUGAUUGUAAUGCUGUCUUAACUCUAAGGGUUACUGUGAAGAUAAAAAUAAUAAAAGACAAUAAAUAUGACUUUUCUUUGCAGUUGAGAACAGAGGCCUAAGGAAGUUUCAUGACCUAUUUACAAUUAUGACCUUGGCUUAGAAUUUAGUUUUUCAUAAUCCUGUUGUAUUUUUCUGCUGCGCCAAUAAGAAGCAUAUCUCAAAAGGGCAUAAGGUGUAUAUUGGGAAAUAUGGUAAGAAAAAUUCCAGGUUAUCACUGUCUUUCUGAAGGAAGAUAGACAUUCAUUACUUCCCAGUUAGUCCCUUAGAAAUAGAGUAAGAUGCUGAGACCUUCAGCAUGAUUUUGGAAUUAGGCAUUUUUAAUACUAAGAGCAAAAUUGACAGAUGGGAAUUUUAAGCAUGUUUUUAAAUGCGGUUUCAUUAUGUGACUAUACCUAGUUUAAUUAAAAAUAGUUCUUUUUAAGAAAAGAUUCAGUAUAAAAUUACAUUUUAAAACUCUGGUAAAUCAAUCAUCAAAACUGCUAUCCUUUAUCAAAUAAAGAUCAAUACUUGAAUCACUAAUACUGCUAUUUCUGAGCCAUUUUUCCUAUUCAAAUCUAUACUGUGGUUGGGCAGCUGUAAAAAUGUGGCUGUUAUGUGGUGUCACAUGAUAAAAUAAAGUACUUCCCAUAUCA